AUCCUCACUGUGUUCUUGACCAAUGACAAGUCCUCGUGCAACUGAUUAUGAUAGCAUAGCAGACAGGGUGCAAAAGUGUCGAGCGGACUUGCAGAGCUGUCCCCCCGGUCAUCCUUUUCGAUCACGGUGUCUCAACAAUCUUGCCCAGAGCCUUCAAAACAGAUUCGAGCAGCGGAGCGUCCAGUCCGACCUUGAUGAGGCCAUAGAGCUAUAUCGGGCUGCACUACUCCUUUGUCCCUCCGGUCAUUCUCAUCGAUCAACGGUUCUCAGCGGUCUUGCCGCCGGCCUUCAAGACAGAUUUAAGCAGCGGGGCAUCCAGUCUGACCUUGAUGAGGCCAUAGAGCUCCAACGGGCUGCACUACUCCUUUGUCCCCCCGGUCAUUCUCAUCGAUCAACGUUUCUCAACAAUCUUGCCGCCGGCCUUCAAGACAGAUUCGAGCAGCGGGGCGUCCCGUCUGACCUUGAUGAGGCCAUAGAGCUCCAACGGGCUGCACUACUCCUUUGUCCCCCCGGUCAUUCUCAUCGAUCAAUGUUCCUCAACAAUCUUGCCAUCAGCCUUAAAAACAGAUUCGAGCAGCGGGGCAUCCCGUCUGACCUUGAUGAGGCCAUAGAGCUCCAUCGGGCUGCACUACUCCUUUGUCUCUCCGGUCAUUCUGAUCGAUCAACGUCUCUCAACAAUCUUGCCAACAGCCUUCAUGACAGAUUCGAGCAGCGGGGCAUCCAGUCUGACCUUGAUGAGUCCAUAGAGCUCCAUCGGGCUGCACUACUUCUUUGUCCCUCCGGUCAUUCUAAUCGAUCAACGUCUCUCAACAAUCUUGCCCAGAGCCUUCGAGACAGAUUCGAGCAGCGGGGCGUCCCGUCUGACCUUGAUGAGGCCAUAGAGCUUCAUCGAGCUGCACUACUCCUUUGUCCCCCCGGUCAUUUUGAUCGAUCACGGUCUCUCAGCAAUCUUGCCCAGAGCCUUCGAAAGAGAUUCGAGCAGCGGGGCGUCUCGUCUGACCUUGAUGAGGCCAUAGAGCUCCAACGGGCUGCACUACUCCUUUGUCCCUCCGGUCAUUCUGAUCAAUCAACGUCUAUCAACAAUCUUGCCAUCAGCCUUCGAAACAGAUUCAAGCAUCUGGGCGUCCCGUCUGACCUUGAUGAGGCCAUAGAGCUCCAUCGGGCUGCACUACUCCUUCGUCCCCCCGGUCAUUCUAAUCGAUCAACGUCUCUCAGCAAUCUUGCCGCCAGCCUUCGAGACAGAUUCGAGCAGCGGGGCGUCCCGUCUGACCUUGAUGGGGCCAUAGAGCUCCAUCGGGCUGCACUACUCCUUUGUCCCCCCGGUCAUUCUGAUCGAUCAACGUCUCUCAACAAUCUUGCCAUCAGCCUUAAAAACAGAUUCAAGCAGCGGGGCAUCCAGUCUGACCUUGAUGAGGCCAUAGAGCUCCAACGGGCUGCACUACUCCUUCGUCCCCCCGGUCAUUCCAAUCGAUCAACGUUUAUCAACAAUCUUGCCCAGAGCCUUCGAAACAGAUUCGAGCAGCGGGGCAUCCCAUCUGACCUCGAUGAGGCCAUAGAGCUCAACCGGGCUGCACUACUCCUUUGUCCCCCUGUUCAUUCUCAUCGAUCAACAUCUCUCGACAAUCUUGCCAUCAGCCUUCUGAACAGAUUCGAGCAGCGGGGCGUCCCGUCUGACCGUGAUGAAGCAUUUAGGCUGUAUGUGCAACUCUCCUAUCUAUCUCAUGCAGUCUCCCGUAGGGAUCUUACUGUUGCCAAGUCAUGGGCCACCUCUGCCGAAAAGACGAACCAUGACUCUGCAUUAUUUGCCUAUAAAACUGCGUUGAAAUUCCUAGAUCAGCAUGUUGCGAUGUUGCCGUCUUCUCCACAUCUAUUUGAUGUCGUCAGGAUGGCCACAGCUUCGCUUGCCAUGGACGCUUUCUCGUGCAGUGUUCGUCAUGGUGCACUGACAACCGCUAUGGAACUGGUGGAGCAAGGUCGUGCCGUAUUCUGGACCAAGUUGGCACGCUUACGCUCACCGCUCGAUGAACUUUCCCUGUCCGGUGACACCGGCGCAGCCUUGGAGAAUGAGUUCAAGCAGCUGAGCUUUGGCCUUCGUAGCGCGCUUGAUCAGUCUACUGAAGAGCAGUCCCCACAAAUCCGACAACUGACCAUGCAAUGGAAUGAUGUCGUCUCCCGCAUCCGCAUGCUGCCUGACUUUUCUCGGUUUCUCCUGCCCCCCCUUUUCUCCAACCUACAGAAGGCUGCUGAAGAAGGCCCUGUCAUCAUCGUCAAUGCAAGCCAAUAUGGCUGUGACGCCUUGAUUGUCUUCAGUGCACAAGAUCCUGUCCACGUUCCACUCGAUAUCCCGCAGACUGAAGUCUCCGAGUUGUCUUCGGAAUUUCAGUCCCUCGCAGAGGAAUUUGGUGCUUCUGAUUGUCAAUACAGACUUGUCAGCAUCCUCCGCAAGCUUUGGGGUUGUGUUGUUGAUCCUGUGGUCCAAGCUCUUAGGGCGUCUAAAAUUCACCAUGGCUCGCGUAUCUGGUGGUGCCCCACUGCUGAGUUCACGCUUCUUCCUCUACAUGCAGCAGGACCGUACGAGAAGAACAAAAACAACUUGUCUGAUAUUUAUAUCUCCUCUUACACCCCCACUUUGGUGACACUCAUUCGGGCGAGACAGCGAGUUUCUCAAGAGGUGUCCACACAACAUUUUGUUGCUAUCGGUCAAGCGAAUCCGGACAGAGGGAAGGAACUCCGUCAUGUCGCUCCCGAGUUAGCCAUCGUCGCUCGGCAUCUCGGGCCCGUCGUCUCCUUCACAUCACUCGAGGAUAACGACGCAACAAUCCAGGGUGCACUUGAUGCGCUAAAUCAUAAUCAGUGGCUCCAUCUAGCUUGCCAUGGAAUGCCACAUCGGACGCAAUCGUUCGACUCUUCCUUCGCAAUGCGCGAUGGGCCGUUGAUGAUCAAGGAAAUCAUCCGGUCCAACUGGCAGAACCUGGAGUUUGCAUUCUUAUCGGCUUGCCACACUACCGUGGGCCAUGAGAAGAGUCCCGACGAGGCGAUACAUCUCGCUGCGGCGAUGCAAUUUUCUGGAUUUCGCAGUGUGAUAGGUUCCAUGUGGUCUGUCGACGAUGAGGUUGCACGACAGGUUGUGUCCGUUUUUUACCGCAAACUGGUCGAUGGCUCAGGGAGAUUGGACUGCACGCGGGCUGCGGUAGCGUUGCACAAGGCUGUGAAAUCGUUGCGCAAGAAGAUUCCACUAGAACAACAGAUCGUGUUUGUUCACAUAGGUGUCUAGUUUGAUUGAUUCGUCAUGUUAUUGCAUUUUAUGUUAUCCUGAUUGCUUUCAUUAUCCUGUUGUCCCACCUAGAUCCCAGUUAUUCAAAUCAUGUCUGCACGAUACUCUGUUUUUUUUUCCCGUUGUGUACUAGUACUGCAACCACCGAUCCAUUGAAUGAUUGUAUAUUUUGUCAAACAUACAAUAUG
This is a messenger RNA of Suillus clintonianus, 3462 nucleotides long. RefSeq names its product TPR-like protein. Bases 23 to 3274 code for a protein of 1083 amino acids. The record is from RefSeq and is a predicted model, not a curated record. NCBI's taxonomy places the organism in Eukaryota, Fungi, Basidiomycota, Agaricomycetes, Boletales, Suillaceae. Gene Ontology annotation, molecular function: protein binding. The transcript has a single exon.